AUGCGUGAGCAAAAUGCCUCGUCCACAUCCUUCAUCGAAACGAUAGCCGGCUUUACCGCAGGCAUCGUCUCGACCCUGACUCUGCAUCCGCUCGAUCUCCUCAAAACGCGCCUACAAGUUGACUCCAUCUCACGCACCCGUGUCGUCGGCAGCUCCACGCGACUCCUCCGCCACAUCUACACGCGCGAAGGCGGCAUUGCAGCGUUUUAUCGUGGAUUGACACCGAAUAUUAUCGGGAACUCGACGAGUUGGGCGGCGUAUUUUUUGUUUUAUGGGAAUAUCAAACAGGCGCUGAGCCGUCGGGGCGGCAGCGGCGGCGACAGUAAAGAACUGGGUGCGUCGGAGUACUUUUUUGCGUCGGGGGCUGCCGGAAUUCUAACAGCCCUCCUCACAAACCCAAUCUGGGUCCUCAAAACCCGCAUGCUAUCCACCGGCUCCGCGGCUCCAGGCGCAUAUACCUCAUUCAUCGCCGGCGCGCGUCAGAUUCUUAAACAUGAGGGUUUCGCGGGUUUUUAUCGCGGGCUUGUGCCUGCGCUGUUCGGGGUGAGCCAUGGCGCAUUUCAGUUUAUGGCGUAUGAGAAACUUAAAGCUUAUCGAACUUCGACCACCACAACCGCAACCACAACUACAAGCUCGACCACUGCCGCUAACGCAAAUAAUAGUAGGAACAGUCUAGGCACGCUAGAUCUACUAGGUAUAUCCGGGCUAUCCAAAGUGUUUGCGGGAUGUAUCACGUACCCAUAUCAAGUCCUACGCACGCGGCUACAGUCGUAUAAUGCGGCAAUUGUGUAUCGAGGAGUGUGGGAUGUGACGCGGCAGAUAUGGAGACAGGAAGGCAUUACUGGGUUUUACAAAGGAUUGGGGCCGAAUCUGCUGCGUGUGCUUCCUGGGACGUGGGUGACGUUUCUUGUUUACGAGAAUACAAAGGGGGUUUUAUACAAGUCGAUUGGUUGA
This is a messenger RNA of Talaromyces rugulosus, 954 nucleotides long. RefSeq lists its product as uncharacterized. Gene Ontology annotation, biological process: nucleotide transport; folate import into mitochondrion. Gene Ontology annotation, molecular function: folic acid transmembrane transporter activity; FAD transmembrane transporter activity. Gene Ontology annotation, cellular component: mitochondrion. Bases 1 to 954 code for a protein of 317 amino acids. The record is from RefSeq and is a predicted model, not a curated record. NCBI's taxonomy places the organism in Eukaryota, Fungi, Ascomycota, Eurotiomycetes, Eurotiales, Trichocomaceae. The transcript has 3 exons.